Molecule: messenger RNA, 1575 nt
Organism: Synchytrium microbalum
Lineage: Eukaryota; Fungi; Chytridiomycota; Chytridiomycetes; Synchytriales; Synchytriaceae
Exons: 14
Coding region: 1-1575 (524 amino acids)
Molecular function (GO): heme binding; oxidoreductase activity, acting on the CH-CH group of donors; flavin adenine dinucleotide binding
Source: RefSeq, a predicted model, not a curated record
AUGGCAACUCAAGCAGUUACCACCAAAUACUCUAUUGCUGAAGUAGCCAAACACAACAAUGAAGAUGACUGUUGGAUUAUAAUCAAUGACAAAGUUUACGAUGUCACCGACUUCCUCGACGGACAUCCAGGAGGAAAGCGUAUCUUGAUGUCAGUUGCUGGCAAAGACGCUACCACAGCUUUCGCCAACUUCCACAAAGUCGCCGCCGUUAUGGCCUCUUACGGAAACAAGCUACAAAUUGGUGAACUGGACGGUGCUCACAAGGAAGCUCCCAAGCCCAAGUCUGACUUGUUUGGUGAACUGAUCCCUUACGGUGACCCCAACUGGUACCAAGGAUGGAAGUCGCCCUACUACAACGAGUCUCACAAGGUCUUGCGAGCAUUUAUCCGUGAGAUUGUCGACCGUGAAUUGUUGCCUUUUGGAGAAGAAUGGGAAGCUGCUGGUUCUAUUCCAAAGUCCGUUUACAAAUCAUGGGGUGAACGUGGUCUAUUGGCCUGUUUCUCUGGUGCUCCAUGGCCCAAAGAUGCUCCAUAUGAACCACCAUGUGGUAUUCCAAGAGAGAAGUGGGAUACCUUCCAUUGGUUGGUCGUCUCUGACGAACUCAGUCGUUGCUCCAACUCUGCUGGUUCAGUUUUGACCCUAUGCCCUUCCAUCGCAUUACCCGCAGUAAUGAACUUUGGUACUGCCGCCCAGAAGAAGCAAUUGGUACCCUCUGCUUUGAGGGGUGAAAUCACUGUUGCUUUGGCUAUCUCUGAACCAUAUGCCGGCUCUGAUGUUGCCAACAUCUUGACCACCGCAGUCAAAACCGCAGACGGAAAACACUAUAUCGUCAACGGUGAGAAGAAGUGGAUUACCAACGGAACUUGGGCGGAUUGGUUCGUCACCGCCGUCCGAACUGGAAAGCCUGGAUCCGCAGCCGCUGGAAUGUCUGUCAUCUUGAUCCAACGAGGUGCACCAGGAUUCAAGAUCCGUAGCGUCCCAACUCAAGCUGGAACAGGUUCUGGGACCUCGUACUUGACCUUUGAGAAUGUUAAGGUCCCAGUUGAGAAUCUUAUGGGUGAAGAAAACAAGGGAUUCAAGAUCCUCAUGUUCAACUUCAACAAGGAACGUCUCGGUAUCUGCAUGGGUACCCCACGAUCUGCUAGAAUGUGUUACGAAGAAGCUAUGCGAUACGCAAACAAGCGUAAGACCUUCGGUCAAUACUUGAUUGAGCACGGUGUCAUCCGAAACAAAUUUGGACACAUGGCACGAAUGAUUGAAGCUACUCAAUCAUGGUUGGAAUUGGUAUGCUACCAAUGGGACAAGAUGGAUAAGAGCGACGCCGACUUGAAAUUGGGUGGUGCUAUUGCUCUCCUCAAGGCUCAAUGUUCCGUGACAUACGAACUUUGCGCUCGUGAAGCUUCGCAAAUCAUGGGUGGUAUUGCCUACACUAAAGGUGGUCAAGGUGGAAUCGUUGAACGUUUGUACCGAGGUGUUAGAGGUGCUGCCAUCCCCGGAGGUUCAGAAGAGAUCAUGUUGGAUUUCGGUAUCCGACAAGGAUUGAAGACUGCCCGUGCACUUGGUGCCAAGCUCUAA